Messenger RNA from Rhipicephalus sanguineus (brown dog tick), 2356 nucleotides. RefSeq names its product DNA fragmentation factor subunit beta (gene Drep4). Gene Ontology annotation, molecular function: DNA endonuclease activity. Gene Ontology annotation, cellular component: cytoplasm; nucleus. Bases 69 to 1187 code for a protein of 372 amino acids. The transcript is spliced from 6 exons. Gene Ontology annotation, biological process: apoptotic DNA fragmentation; apoptotic process. The record is from RefSeq and is a predicted model, not a curated record. NCBI's taxonomy places the organism in Eukaryota, Metazoa, Arthropoda, Arachnida, Ixodida, Ixodidae.
UUACGUUGUUGUGGACUUAGCCUGCUUGUGAGUGUGAGCUCAAGCAGUCGGUAAUGAAAAGCUGAGACAUGACUGGCGGCGUUGUUCAUCAGGCUCGAAAAGUUAACGGGGCUCAGCACGUCGAGUGUAAACACGGACGUGUCAAGUCUGAGUCCCGACCUUACAUCGUCAGCAAUUUCAAAGGACAGAGGAAGCUCGUGAAGGGAUCAACGUGUGAAGACCUCUUGGCAAGCGGCUGCAAACUGUUUGACGUGCCGAGGACAGACUGCAGGCUCGUUCUGGAGGAUGGCACCGAAAUCGACGAUGAGUACCUCGCUACGUGUGGUGAUUACACGGUUCUGGUCAUCUUGAAGACAUCUGAACAGAUAAAGUACACUCAAGUGAAAGCACAACAGAUGAUUGCCAACAUCGGGAGGUUGCUCGCAUCUGGCCCCCAGAAACUCAACAAGAUAUUUGAUCCGGUCAAGGACGAGCUUGUCAGCAAGAUGCUCGGGCACAUUCAAUCACUCGAGGCCCCUCGAGACCUGGUCCUAGCUGACAGCAAGCAAGAGGAUCCAAAGUGGUUUGAAGGGGAGAAGCGGGCAGUGUCAAAGAGGUCUGUUCUCAGGGAGAGAGCCAAGACACGAAUCAAGGGAUACUACUACAAGUCUAAAGACGAAAUGCAGAAGAGACUUGGCGAGAACGAGAGGGCUUGCGUACGUCACCUGUUUGAGGAGUUUCUGCAGCUACUCAAGCAGAACGACCACAAUGGCCACUACUUUGUGCGUGGCGACACAGGUGCACUUUGCCUAAGUGAUGGCCAGUUCAGCUGCCAGGGGACGUUCAGCAAGGACCAGUGCUCUGGACGGCUUCACGUGAUCAACCCAUAUGCCAGCAGAGAGCAGCUGGUCAUAUUCAGCACAUGGAAUUUGGAUCACAGAAUUGAGAGGUCCAGAUCCAUUCUACCAACCAUGUCUAAAGCCAUUCAACUCGCCGAUGGAAGAACUGUCAAUGCCGAAUACUUCUACCGGCUUCUGUUCACAACUGAAAACUUGAAGCUCGUCCAUCCUGUUUGCCACAUUAAGUCGGAGCACGAUGGUUAUUGCUGCGACCCAGGAAGCUGGUACACUGAUAACACGACGCAAAAUGAUGGGCGUGGUGACGAAUCCGUCAAAAGGAUGCGAAAAAGCGAACAAAGCUCGGAGUGACUAAGAGGCAAAAGGAAAUUGGGUUGUGUUUUGCUGCUGAGCGUAGACUGGUGAACAACCUGUAUUGCCUUGCAGAAGGUGUUGCAUGUCGCGAUGGUUCCAUGGCACUUUGUUGCUGGGCAUCAGUCCACGAGUUUGGUUCCCUGCUGUAGAAACCACAUUAGGGAGGAGGCCUGAAUGCAAAAACGCUCGUGCACUUAUGCGCAAACCGAUGAAGUCAAGAGUUAAUCUGAGAGCCCUUGAUAUGUGGCAUCUCGUAGCGUGUGUCGUCAAUCUAUCAACACAAUAUGUCGCAACAGGUGGCCAAGCCCAAUUUUUGCUAUCAUCGAAGCCAUACACAUAAAACAGGCCACAUUUAAGCAAUCAUUGUGUUAAUGUUACCGCUCACCUUCUGUGAGCACUGCAACCUUGUAUUGCACUUUGUACAUAAAUAUCUGUCAAGCCUUUUCGCCUAUUUAUAACGGUGAAGUAAGGUAUUUGGCAGAGUCAGUUCAUUCUCAUUUACACAAGAUCAUCCGGUGAAAUUUAUGCCGAGUCUGGCACCAUUUUAAUUCAUGGCUUUUUACAGCAAUGCACUUGUCAAACUGCUCUCUUUGAAUCAGCAUAUGCCAAACUACACGUGACGGUAAAAUCUCAGAUAUCCAAGCACAGUGUGAAAAAGUUGUGCUGCAAUUGCCAUUUGUGGACAUUUUUUAAAUUCUUUACCAGACUGUGAUCAUUGUUACCAGACUGUGGCUGUUAUGGAGUGAAUCGAAAAAGAUGGUCGUGCACAGAAAAGAGUGAUGCGGUUGAAGUUGUGGGGGAAAAAAAUCAAACAUGCCUUUUGUGUAUCGUAUCACAUGUCUCUUGGCAUGUCUUUUCAUGUAAAUCUUUUUUAAAGCAUACUCUGCAACAAACUUCCUUCCUGUGACAGUAUUUUAACUUUGGGCCAUAUGAAUGUCUGAUUGCAGACUCGGUUAUUUUGACACUGCCAACAUAGAGUAUAAAUUGUGUAAGAACGACAAUGAUGUCUUUCCUUAUGGCAUCAGCAAGCAUUGCAUAGCUUGCUAAUGAGCUUAACUGAUGCAUUGAAUUGCAGUGAAAUCUUUUAAUGAUAGUGUGUGCCCGGAAUCAUCUCUAUUGUUGAUCUCAAGACUGUUCUGCAAUUGUACCUCUGAAGAUUUUUGGAA